CAAACCGCAGCUCCCACGUGUCCACGCUGGGACAGCGCUGCCUUUCCGGCCGUGUCACGGAUCAGCUAUACGUCAGUGGACUUGUCGCUGUGGAGCACCGCUACCAUGAAGCUCUUGCUCAGCGUUACCGUCUUAUUGGCGUUUCUAGCCGCCUAUUUCAUUUACACGCCGUUACCUCCCACGGUGUCCGAGCCGUGGAAACUGAUGCUGCUGGAUGCCACGCUCCGCACUAUCGUGAAAGUGAACGAUGUAGCUCAUACCCUUGGUUUAAGCAACCAUGUGGAUGUGCUCAACUAUGCUUUCGGAAACCUUGGGGCACCAGAGACCAAAUCUAGCGAAGAUGUGCAGGUCAGCGAUACCGCCUUUGCGGGGGUCCAGGUCCUCGUGUUCCAGUCCACCCUGAAGAGUGAGGGCAAGAAGAGGGGCGUGGUGUAUGUCCAUGGGGGCGGCUGGGCUCUGGGCACUACCAGAAGGGGGUUCUACAAUUUGCUUGGCAGGCAAAUGGCAAAGGACCUAGAUGCCGUCAUUGUGUCUGUUGAAUACCGGCUCGUCCCUAAUGUCCGCUUUCCUGUACCGUAUGAAGAUGUACUGCUGGCCACCAAGCACUUCCUGCAGCCUGAGGUUCUGGCCAGGUAUAAGGUGGACCCGGACCGGGUAGGAAUAUCAGGAGACAGUGCUGGAGGCAACCUGGCGGCCGCUGUGGCUCAGCAGAUAUCCAUCGACGACAGCGUUUCUGUGAAGUUCAAGGUCCAGGCCCUGCUCUAUCCAGUGCUUCAGGCUCUGGACUUCAACACACCCUCCUAUCAACAGAACCAAUAUAUGCCCAUCCUCCACCGCAAAGUCAUGGUCCAAUUUUGGCUGGAGUAUUUGGGGACUAAUCCCAGCCACCUCCAGGCCAUGCUGGUUAAUAAUCACACAGCUCUGGAUGUGACCCAAGUAGAGGCGGUCCGGGCCAAGGUGGACUGGACUGCACUGCUUCCAGCUACCUUGCAAAAACAGCACAAGCCUGUGGUCCAGGUUCACGGUUCUUCCAAAAUCUUGGAGGAGCUGCCAGCACUGCUGGAUACACGGGCGGCUCCCCUCCUCGCAGAGAGGGACGUUCUGGCCCGGCUUCCGCAGGCCUACAUCCUGACCUGUGAGCAUGACGUGCUGCGAGAUGAUGGUCUGAUGUACGGAAAGCGGCUGCAGGAUGCAGGUGUGGCUGUGGAACAGGACCACUAUGAGGAUGGCUUCCAUGGUUGCAUAUUCUUCACUAGCUGGCCCAUGUACUCCUCUGUAGGCCUACGUGCCUUGGAAAAUUACAUCACCUGGCUCCAGAAAAACCUCUAAGUCCAUGUUCCUGUAACCAACCCCCAGAGCAUCCUUAUUGGUUUCAAGGUGUAAAGGCAACAUCUCUGUCUGGAGAAUGGAAUUUCCAAAGAAAAAACAUAACUUUAAACAAUGGGCCAAAUGUACAGAACAGCUCAGAGCCUGAGAUAUGUAGACACAUGGAACUCAAUGACUAUUUUUAGGAUUUUCACUGUAUAAAGAGAAACACCACUGUUGUAAAUUAAUUCUUUUUUUAGUUUAUCAGCAGGUGCCUGUAUAGUGACCAUAAACAUCUGUGUACUAAAAUAUUUACAUGGAUUAUUAACUUUGAAGAACUUUGGCUAUAUUUCAGCAAGUGAGAGGAAGAAAAACAACUAGAUCUGUGUAUGCUCUUCAUACCGUAAUCAUAUUCAGGCAGCAUCAGUCCUUACCUACAGUUGAAGGUGAUGCAGAAACUGUCUAUUUAAAUAAUGAUAUCAUAAAAGGGAUUUGUUGUUCAUGGCUGAAUUUGUUUUAAAGGCUGUUCUAAUAGUUUAUCCCCUCUGCUGUUACAUCACCUCAAUUGCCAAGUGCACAGAAAUUGCAUUCCUUACCUUAUUCUUUCUCAGUUCUUUCAUUCAGAAUAAACCAUUCUGUCUUGUACACUGUAAGAAUGUAUUUUAGAUAUGUUUAGAUACAUAUAUUUCAGUUUACAGGGGCACGGUGGCGCAGCGGGUUUGGCCUGGGCCUGCUCUCUGGCGGGUCUGGGGUUC
This is a messenger RNA of Scleropages formosus (Asian bonytongue), 2060 nucleotides long. RefSeq names its product neutral cholesterol ester hydrolase 1-like. Gene Ontology annotation, molecular function: carboxylic ester hydrolase activity. The record is from RefSeq and is a predicted model, not a curated record. The transcript is spliced from 5 exons. Gene Ontology annotation, cellular component: membrane. The coding region runs from base 106 to 1329 and encodes 407 amino acids. Lineage: Eukaryota; Metazoa; Chordata; Actinopteri; Osteoglossiformes; Osteoglossidae.